AUGAAAAUCAAAGCCCUUUCUCGCCCUACGGCGUCGCAGCAGGCCCCCGGGUCCUCGACUGUUCGCCAGUCCCGAAAUCUCGACCCAACCCAGCAUCCUUUUGAGCGGGCCCGUGAAUACACUCGCGCUCUAAAUGCGAUCAAGAUGGAGCGCAUGUUUGCUGCUCCUUUCCUGGCCCAGAUGGGCAACGGUCACGUGGACGGUGUUUACUCUAUGGCAAAGGAUCCCGGUUCGCUCGAGCGCUUGGCUAGUGGCAGUGGCGAUGGUGUCGUGAAGGUGUGGGAUCUGCCGACCCAAGGUGAGGUGUGGCACACUCAAGGCCAUGAAAACAUGGUCAAGGGACUGUGCUGGACACCAGAGCGAAAACUAUUGUCUUGCGCCACCGACAAGACCGUCAAACUCUGGGACCCUUACAACUCGAGCCCCGACGCACCCCCGAUGGCAACAUAUCUGGGUAACAGUGCCUUCACCAGUGUAUCACACCAUCGUGAUCACCCUUCAUUUGCUGCCGCUUCCGGUGUCAUCUCCAUUUAUGAUCUCUCACGGCCUUCCUCGACUCCGUCGCAAACCUUGCACUGGCCGACAAGCGUCGACACCAUCUCGUCUGUUGCAUUCAACCAGACUGAGACGUCUAUUCUUGCUUCGACUGCCAUCGACCGCUCCAUUAUCAUGUAUGACCUGCGGACUUCCUCGCCGGUCCAUAAGACGACGCUGCGUCUGGCCUCUAAUGCCAUUUCUUGGAAUCCUAUGGAAGCAUUCAACUUUGCCGUGGCAAACGAAGAUCACAAUGCCUACAUCUUCGACAUGAGAAAGAUGGAUCGUGCUCUUAACGUUCUGAAGGACCAUGUGGCUGCUGUCAUGGACGUGGAGUUCAGCCCAACUGGUGAAGAGCUGGUCACUGCCUCUUACGACCGAACAAUUCGCUUGUGGAACAGAGCAACUGGUCACUCGCGCGAUAUCUACCACACUCAGCGGAUGCAACGUGUGUUCACCGCAUGCUUCACGUCCGACAGCAAGUACGUCCUGUCUGGAUCAGAUGAUGGUAACGUCCGUCUCUGGCGUGCCAAGGCUUCAGACCGCAGUGGUAUCAAGAGUGCUCGCCAACGUUCCAAGCUGGAAUACGACCAGGCUUUGAUCAAGCGCUACUCACACAUGCCCGAUAUCCGCCGCAUCAAGCGCCAGCGUCAUGUGCCCAAGCCUAUCAAGAAGGCUGGCGAGAUUAAGCGCGAGGAGAUCAAUGCUAUCAAGAGGCGUGAGGAGAAUGUGCGCAAGCACACCAAGAAGAGCAAUCUCGCUCCUAGGAGUCAUGAGCGUGAGAAGAUGAUCCUGGCUCGCGAGCAAUAG
Penicillium antarcticum is the source of this 1344-nucleotide messenger RNA. RefSeq names its product rRNA-processing protein SOF1. The record is from RefSeq and is a predicted model, not a curated record. The transcript is spliced from 3 exons. Gene Ontology annotation, biological process: maturation of SSU-rRNA from tricistronic rRNA transcript (SSU-rRNA, 5.8S rRNA, LSU-rRNA). Lineage: Eukaryota; Fungi; Ascomycota; Eurotiomycetes; Eurotiales; Aspergillaceae. The coding region runs from base 1 to 1344 and encodes 447 amino acids. Gene Ontology annotation, cellular component: nucleolus; small-subunit processome. Gene Ontology annotation, molecular function: protein binding.